AUGGCGACGGAGCUGAUCAAUCCGGCGCCGCAGGUCCUGGACCGCAAGGACCUGGCGCCGCGCAGGCGGAAGCAGGAGGCGACCCCCGAGUGGGAGCGCGAGCCCAUCGACACGGCGGAAAUCUUCGAGUACAUCCGCGACAUCACCGACCCCGAGCACCCCUACACGCUCGAGCAGCUCUCCGUCGUGGCCGAGAACCUCAUCGCCGUCGACGACGCCAAGGGCCAAGUCACGGUCCAGUUCACCCCGACGGUGCAGCACUGCAGCAUGGCGACACUGAUCGGGCUCUGCAUCCGCGUGCGGCUGCUGCGGUGCCUGCCGAUGCGGUUCAAGAUCGACGUGAAGCUCACGCCGGGCUCGCACUCCACGGAGGAGGCCGUGAACAAGCAGCUCGCGGACAAGGAGCGCGUUGCGGCGGCGUUGGAGAACCCGGGACUCAUCGGCAUGGUCGACAAGUGCCUGGAGGGCGCGGACCGGGGGCGGUGA
Messenger RNA from Pedinophyceae sp. YPF-701, 486 nucleotides. The record is from the annotation of a GenBank genome assembly. Lineage: Eukaryota; Viridiplantae; Chlorophyta; Pedinophyceae.